Messenger RNA from Prorocentrum cordatum, 514 nucleotides. Lineage: Eukaryota; Dinophyceae; Prorocentrales; Prorocentraceae. The record is from the annotation of a GenBank genome assembly.
CCAGGUGAAGCAGCUGGCGUUGAACGCGAAUUUCGAGGUCCCAGUGUACCACGAGAAGUCCGCGAACAAAAGCAAGGACGUGUGCGACAGCGUCCAGCAGGGCGGCCAGGCUGGCCCGGUGCAGCACCUGGCGAUGGUGCCGCCCAAGCACAAGAGCAACGGCAGCUGCCCGGACGUUUUCCAGCAAUGCGGUGGCAACACAGGGCUGAAGGGCCCCGACUGCUGCGAGGAGGGGUGCGUCUGCCAGGGCGACGUCGCGUACAAGCAGUGCAUCCCCCCGACCGGGCUGUGGACCUGCCGGCCGCUGGCCCCCGCGCCGGACCCGAAGCCCGGCCAGCGCGGCGGCGCGCCGUCGCCGAAGCCCAAGCCUGGCACCGGCGACCCACCCGCGGCUGGACAGGCCUCGGAGAAGAUCCAUGGCACCUCCGCCGAGGUGAUGGCGAAGCUUCAGGCUGCGAAGAAGCUUGCCACCGAGCAGGCUGAGUGGGCUGCCAAGAAGGGGGCAUGGGAUUAA